Messenger RNA from Saccharomycopsis crataegensis, 597 nucleotides. RefSeq names its product nucleoside triphosphate pyrophosphohydrolase HAM1 (gene HAM1). Gene Ontology annotation, cellular component: cytoplasm. Lineage: Eukaryota; Fungi; Ascomycota; Saccharomycetes; Ascoideales; Saccharomycopsidaceae. Gene Ontology annotation, molecular function: nucleoside triphosphate diphosphatase activity. Bases 1 to 597 code for a protein of 198 amino acids. Gene Ontology annotation, biological process: nucleoside triphosphate catabolic process. The transcript has a single exon. The record is from RefSeq and is a predicted model, not a curated record.
AUGGAUAAGCAAACCAUAACAUUCGUCACUGGUAAUUCCAACAAAUUAAAGGAAGUCGUUGCCAUUUUGCAAAAAGGUGAAUCAAUUCCUUCUGAAAGCGGCUCAGUUGUGGGGGACUAUAAGAUAGUCAAUAAAUCUCUCGAUUUGCAAGAAGUUCAAGGAAGUGUUGAUGAAGUCACCAUUAGCAAGGCAAGGGCCGCCGCAGAUAUAAUUAAAGGUCCUGUGUUGGUUGAAGACACUUGUUUAGUUUUCAAGUCAUUUAAUGGAUUGCCAGGCCCGUAUAUCAAAUGGUUUGAGAAAAAGCUUGGUCUCCAAGGAGUAAUUGACAUGUUAUUUAAGUUUGAAGAUAAAUCUGCUCAGGCCAUCAGCACAUUUGGGUAUUGCGAAGGCCCAGGAAAGGAGGUGAAGCUUUUCCAGGGUGUGACAGAGGGAACAAUUGUUGAUAAACCUAGAGGUCCAACCGAUUUUGGCUGGGAUUCCAUCUUUCAACCAGUUGGAUUUACAGAGACCUAUGCACAAAUGGAUAAAAAAAUAAAGAACUCCAUUAGUCACAGAUACAGAGCUUUAGAUAAGUUUAGUAAUUUCCUUACUAACUGA